Molecule: messenger RNA, 3636 nt
Organism: Hermetia illucens (black soldier fly)
Lineage: Eukaryota; Metazoa; Arthropoda; Insecta; Diptera; Stratiomyidae
Gene: Ctr9
Product: RNA polymerase-associated protein CTR9 homolog
Exons: 8
Coding region: 119-3553 (1144 amino acids)
Biological process (GO): regulation of DNA-templated transcription
Cellular component (GO): Cdc73/Paf1 complex
Molecular function (GO): RNA polymerase II complex binding
Source: RefSeq, a predicted model, not a curated record
GACCAGCUGUCAAUCUUAGAUGUCAUUUGUCAGUUCGACGUGUUGGUGUAGAUUUUCUGCGUCUCGGGGUUUUCGUGAUCGUUUUAUUUGGAAAAGAACGGAGUGAAAGCCGUAAAAAAUGGCUCAACCAAUUGAAAUCCCUUUACGGGAUACUGACGAGGUCAUCGAGCUCGACCCGGAGCAAUUGCCGGAAUUUUCGGAGGUUAUAGGCAUCCUGCGCCAGGAACAUGCCCAACUCAACACUUGGGUGAAUGUGGCGUUGGCCUACUACAAGCAAGGGAAGACCAGCGAUUUUGUCAGGAUCCUCGAAGCAGCUCGAAUUGAGGGCAACAUCGAAUAUCGCGACUAUGAAAAGGACCAAAUGCGAACGUACGACAUGCUCGCGGCGUACUACGUCCAGGAGGCGAAUAAGGAAAAGUCGAAGGAUAAGAAGCGGGAACUCUUCAUGAAGGCGACGAACCUGUACACCACCGCAGAUAAAAUCAUCAUGUAUGAUCAGAACCAUCUUUUGGGCAGAGCUUACUUCUGCCUAUUGGAAGGGGACAAGAUGGAGCAAGCGGAUGCCCAGUUCAAUUUCGUUUUGAAUCAGUCGCCGUCGAACAUUCCCUCGCUGCUGGGCAAAGCGUGCAUUGCAUUUAACAAGAAGGACUACAGGGGCGCGCUGGCCUUCUACAAAAAGGCGCUACGCACAAACUCAAAUUGUCCAGCGGCAGUACGCCUGGGCAUGGGCCACUGUUUCCUGAAGAUGAACAACCCAGAGAAGGCAAAACUUGCUUUUCAGCGCGCUCUCGAUCUGGAUCCGAAUUGUGUCGGCGCACUUGUAGGCCUUGCUAUACUCAAAUUGAAUCUACACGAACCUGAGUCCAACAGAAUUGGCGUUCAAAUGCUUUCGAAAGCGUACACCAUCGAUUCGACGAAUCCAAUGGUCCUGAACCACUUAGCAAACCAUUUCUUCUUCAAGAAAGACUACCAGAAGGUGCAGCAUCUCGCGUUACAUGCGUUCCACAACACUGAGAACGAAGCGAUGCGCGCCGAGAGCUGCUACCAACUGGCACGGUCGUUUCACGUGCAACGAGAUUACGACCAGGCCUUCCAGUACUACUAUCAGUCAACACAGAUCGCACCGCCAAACUUUGUCCUGCCGCAUUUCGGCUUGGGACAGAUGUACAUAUACCGUGGGGACGCAGAAAAUGCAGCCCAGUGCUUUGAAAAAGUUCUGAAAGUGCAACCCGGAAACUAUGAAACAAUGAAGAUCCUUGGGUCGCUUUACGCGAACUCGACUUCACAAACCAAACGCGACAUGGCAAAAACCCACCUCAAAAAAGUCACAGAGCAAUUCCCCGACGACGUAGAGGCGUGGAUUGAACUCGCCCAGAUCCUUGAGCAAAAUGACCUGCAAGGAUCGCUAAAUGCCUAUGCGACCGCCACAAACAUCCUCCAAGAAAAAGUGAAAGCUGACAUUCCACCUGAAAUUCUAAACAACGUAGCGGCGCUACAUUAUCGGCUCAAUAACUUAGAGAAAGCCAAAGCCAAAUUGGAGGAGGCUUUGGACAGAGCAAAACAAGAAGCCCAGCACGACUCACAGUACUACGACUCGAUCUCCGUCACGAUGACUUACAAUCUAGCUCGCCUGAACGAAGCCAUGUGCUCCUUCGACGUGGCUGACAAGUACUACAAGGACAUUUUGACCGAACAUCCCAACUACAUCGACUGCUAUCUGCGGUUAGGCUGCAUGGCGCGUGACAAAGGUUUGAUUUUCGUAGCGUCUGAUUUCUUCAAAGAUGCGCUCCGUAUAAACACCGAGAACCCAGACACCAGGUCUCUGCUGGGCAACUUGCAUUUAGCCAAAAUGCAGUACCUCCUGGGUCAGAAGAAUUUCGAAACAAUUUUGAAAAAUUCGGCCACGUCAACGGACGCGUAUUCGCUGAUUGCACUGGGCAAUUUCUGGUUGCAAACUCUCCACCAACCCACAAAGGACAAGGAGAAAGAGAAGAAGCACCAAGAGAAAGCUUUGCAAAUUUACAAACAAGUGCUCCGCAACGACCCCAGAAAUAUCUGGGCGACAAAUGGCAUCGGAGCAGUUCUCGCUCACAAGGGUUGCAUCAUCGAAGCGCGCGACAUUUUCGCACAAGUUCGCGAAGCCACAGCCGAUUUCUGUGAUGUUUGGCUGAACAUUGCGCACAUUUACGUCGAGCAGAAGCAAUACAUCGGUGCCAUUCAAAUGUACGAGAACUGCCUGAAAAAGUUCUACAAACACCACAAUGUGGAAAUCAUGCAAUACUUGGCGCGUGCUUAUCUUCGUGCCGGAAAGCUGAAGGAAGCGAAAAUGACGCUUCUGAAGGCGAGACGAGUGGCGCCACAGGACACUCUGUUGUUGUAUAACAUCGCGCUCGUUCUCCAGCGUUUGGCGAUGGCAAUUCUAAAAGACGAGAAAUCAACGCUGACAGUCGUUCUACAAGCUGUGCAUGAACUUGGACUGGCCCAUAAGUACUUCCAAUAUUUGUCGGUGAACGGCGACAAGACACGUUAUAACAUUGAGCUAGCGGCCAUGGAAGCUAAUCAGUGCCAAGAUCUUCUGUCUCAGGCUCAGUAUCACGUGUCCCGCGCUCGGCGAAUUGAUGAAGAGGAGAAAAGCUUGCGUCGUAAACAAGAGGAGGAGCGUGCUGCAUUCAAGCGGAAACAGGAGGAAGAGCGUAGGAAAUUAGAAGAAGAGAAGCAUAAAUCCAAGGAAGUUAUGCUGCAGAAGCGACAAGAGUACGUCGAGAAAACGAAGAACGCAUUGCUCUUCAGUGAACCGCCUCCGGACAAGAAGAAAGGCGGACGUGGUCGCAAAGAUGAGUACGUUUCAGAUUCUGGUAGCGAAGGUAGACCGCGUGGCGAUGAUGUUGAACGCCCCAAGAAGAAACCUAAGUUGGACAAAAAGGAGCGCAAGGGUAAAGGUGGCCGCAAACGUCGUGAGAAACGCUCAGACGAUAGUGACUCUGACGGUCCUCCUGAGAAGAAAUCGCGCAAACAAAAGGGCGAGAAGAAAGGCAGAAAAGCAAAGGCGAAGCCUGAGAAGCCUACUAAAGUCAAUAGCAGAAUCGUAUCGAAAGCCACAAUUUCAACUAGCGAGUCAGAGAGUGAUGACGGUGAAAAAGGACGCGGUCGUCAAAAGAGGGUCGCAUCAAACGACGAGAGAUCUUCACGUUCCAGAUCGCGCUCUAGAUCCAGUGCGAACUCUCGCUCAGUAUCGCGGUCCAGAUCAAGAUCGAGGAGUUCGUCGCGAUCACGAUCUCCGUCACGCAGUCGAUCGCGUUCUCCUAGCCAACGAUCGGGAUCCAGAUCGCCAAGUCGCUCACGAUCUAGGUCGGUCUCCAAAUCAAGGUCCAGAUCACCAUCGGGAUCGCGAUCCAGAUCACGUUCAAAAUCUCCCUCACGCUCGAGAUCACGAUCUGCUUCGGGGUCACGAUCACGUUCACCUUCAGGUUCUAGGUCUCGUUCAGGUUCCCGAUCACGGUCACGAUCUGGUUCUCGGUCUAGAUCGCCAUCUAGGUCACCUAGUCCUAAGUAAACGUUUCCAUUUCGUUUAAUAGCAUGUAUUCAAUAUAGCAUAUGGUUCAUUGAUCUUGAAGUAAAUAAAUGUCUUAAAAAGUU